Messenger RNA from Alternaria atra, 567 nucleotides. RefSeq lists its product as uncharacterized. The record is from RefSeq and is a predicted model, not a curated record. NCBI's taxonomy places the organism in Eukaryota, Fungi, Ascomycota, Dothideomycetes, Pleosporales, Pleosporaceae. The transcript is spliced from 2 exons. Gene Ontology annotation, molecular function: peptide-methionine (S)-S-oxide reductase activity. The coding region runs from base 1 to 567 and encodes 188 amino acids.
AUGUCGAACGCGCCCGCACAACCCAUGAACGUGCCUUCAGGUGCGCAAACCGCCACCGUCGCAGCGGGAUGUUUCUGGGGAGUCGAACACAUGUAUCGAAAGGAGUACAAGGGGAAGGGCCUGUACGAUGCGCGAGUAGGCUAUAUCGGUGGUGAUACCGAGAACCCAGGUCGCGUGGUAUCAAGGAAACAGGCUAAUUGGAUCGGUGAAACAGACGCAGAAGCCUUGCAAGUUAUCUACGACCCCGAAAAAGUUACCUACCGUUCCCUUCUCGAGUUCUUCUACAGGAUGCACGAUCCGACCACAUCGAACCGCCAAGGUCCGGAUGUUGGUAGUCAGUACCGCUCUGCGAUCUUUUACCACGAUGCCGAGCAGGAGAAGAUUGCGCGGGACGUAACGGAUAAGGUGAACAAGCAGUGGUGGAAGGGCGGAGUUGCGACGGAGAUUCUGCCAGCGGGGAAAUGGUGGGAUGCGGAACAGUACCAUCAAUUGUACUUGGACAACAACCCAGGGGGUUAUGAGUGCCCGAGUCACUUCUUAAGGAGCUUCCCACCGCUUUCUGAUUAG